AUGUGGGGCAGCGAUCGCCCGUCGGGUGCAGGGGGAGGUGGGGCGGCCGUGACAGUGGCCUUCACUAACACUCGCGACUGUUUCCUCCACCUGCCUCGGCGCCUCGUGGCCCAGCUGCGCCUGCUGCAGAACCAAGCUAUAGAAGUAACCUGGGGUCAACAGCCUGUCUUCCUGAGCUGGGUGGAAGCCAGACACUUUAGAGACCAAAGUGAACAUGUGGCUGAAAUUAACAGACAAGUUGGUCAGAAGCUUGGACUUUCACAUGGGGGUCAGAUGUUCCUCAAGCCAUGUUCCCAUGUGGUAUCUUGUCAGGAAGUUGAGGUGGAACCCCUCUCAGCAGACGAUUGGGAAAUACUGGAGCUGCAUGCUGCUUCCCUUGAACAGCAUCUUCUAGAUCAGAUCCGAAUAGUUUUUCCAAAAGCCAUUUUUCCUGUUUGGGUUGAUCAGCAAACUUACAUUUUUAUACAGAUUGUUGCACUCAUGCCAACUGCCACCUAUGGAAGGCUGGAAACUGACACCCACCUCCUUAUUCAGCCAAAGACCCGCCAAGCCAAAGCAAAAGCAGAUGAGGCACAAGAACAUUUUCAUAAUCAUAGAAGAAACCAAGAAAGAAUGACAAAAGAACUUCAAACCAAACAACUUCAGUCUCACACUGUGGGCGUCACUGGAUCUAAUGAGAUAGAUCCAGAGCUUACAGUGGACUCCUCAUUGACACCAAGCUUAUGGACUAUGAUUGGAAGCCUUUUUUCCUUUGGAUCUGAGAAGAAACCCAUGACGUCCUGGGGUUUAACUGAAAUCACUGCAUUCAAAAAUAUGCAGUCAAAAGUUGUUCCUUUAAAUAAUACUUUCAGAGUAUGUAAAUGUCAGCCUCCCAGUACACGCAACACACCAGCAACUUCUGCAUUUCACAAACAUGCUGCCAUUCAUGUAUUUCCAUGGGACCAGGAAUAUUUUGAUGUGGAGCCCAGCCUUACCGUGACCUAUGGAAAGUUAGUUACACUACUUUCUCCAAAGCAACAACAAAGUAAAACAAAGCAAAAUGUCCUGUCACCCGAGAAAGAGAAGCAGAUAUCAGAACCACUAGAUCAAAACCAAAUGAACUCAAACCAUAGUGAAGAAGCUGGUAAGACCUGUGUACUAAAGAUAGUCUGGAAUGGACUUGAGGAAUUGAAGAAAGCCAUAAAAUACACCAAAAGUAUAGAAGCUCUCCAUCUUGGUAAAGUCUGGAUUCCAGACGACUUGAGAAAGAGACUAAAUAUAGAAAUGCAUGCAGUAGUCAGAAUAACUUCAGUGGAAAUUAUCCCCAAAGUUCCAAGAUCUCUAAAAUUACAACCCAGAGAGUAUUUACCUAAAGAUACAAGUGAAGAGGACAUAAAAACUGUGUUCCAUUCAUGGCUACAACAAUCCACUACCACCAUGCUUCCUUUAAUAAUAUCAGAGGAAGAAACUCUUAAGCUGGAAAUUAAAAAUGAGUUGAAAGAAUUUUCUCUGAAUACAGUUCACUCUUGGGAAAAAGAUAAAGCAAAAAAUAUUUUUCUGUUGAGUCCCAACCUGCUGCAGAAGACCACAAUAGAAGUCCUUCUAGACCCUCUUGUAAAAGAAGAGAGCAGUGGGGAAGUUGACUCUGUUGUUCCCUUUUUAAAGCUGAGCUCCUUGGGAGGAGUGAAUUCCUUAGGUACAACAUCCAUGGAGCACAUCACUCAUAGCCUCCUGGGACGCCCUUUGUCUCGACAGCUAAUGUCCCUUGUGGCCGGACUGAGGAAUGGAGCCCUUUUGCUCACAGGAGGAAAGGGGAGUGGAAAAUCAACUUUAGCCAAGGCAAUCUGUAAAGAAGCAUUUGACACUUUGGAUGCACAUGUGGAAAUAGUUGACUGUAAAGCUUUGCAAGGAAAAAGACUUGAAAGCAUACAAAAGUCCUUAGAGACAGCUUUCUCAGAGGCAGCUUGGAGGCAGCCAUCCGCUGUUCUGCUGGACGACCUCGAUCUCAUUGUUGGCUUGCCCACUCUCCCUGAACACGAGCACAGCCCCACGGCGGUGCGGAGCCAGCGCCUCGCACAUGCAUUGAACAAUAUGAUAAAAGAAUUUGUUUCCAUGGGAAGUUUGGUUGCUCUGAUGGCAACAAGCCAAUCCCAGCAGUCUCUGCAUCCUUCACUUAUUGCUGCCCAAGGAGUUCACGUGUUUCAGUGUUUCCAGCACAUUCAUCCUCCUAACCAGGAGCAAAGAUGUGAAAUUCUGCAUAAUGUACUAAAAAAUAAACUGGACUGUGACAUGAACAAGUUUGUUGAUCUUGACUUGGACCUUAUAGCUAGAGAGACAGAAGGGUUUGUUGCUAGAGAUUUUACAGUGCUUGUGGAUCGAGCCGUACAUUCUCGUCUCUCUUUUCAGAGUAUAUCCACCAAGGAAGAAUUAGUUUUAACAACAAUGGACUUCCAAAAAGCUCUCCGCAGAUUCACUCCUGCGUCUCUGCGAAACGUCAACCUGCAUAAACCUAGAGACCUGGGCUGGGAUAAGAUUGGUGGAUUACAUGACGUUCGGCAGAUACUCAUGGAUACUGUCCAGUUACCAGCCAAGUACCCAGAGUUAUUUGCAAACUUGCCCAUACGACACAGAACAGGUGUACUAUUGUAUGGGCCUCCUGGAACAGGAAAAACCCUGCUAGCUGGAGUAAUUGCACGAGAGAGCGGGAUGAAUUUUAUUAGUAUCAAGGGGCCAGAGUUGCUCAGCAAAUAUAUUGGAGCAAGUGAACAAGCUGUGCGUGACAUUUUUGUUAGGGCGCAGGCUGCAAAGCCCUGCAUCCUCUUCUUUGAUGAAUUUGAAUCCAUCGCUUCUCGGAGAGGUCAUGAUAAUACUGGCGUGACAGACCGAGUAGUUAACCAGCUGCUGACUCAGUUGGAUGGAGUAGAAGGCUUACAGGGUGUGUAUGUGUUAGCUGCUACUAGUCGCCCUGACUUGAUUGACCCUGCCCUGCUCAGGCCUGGUCGACUAGAUAAAUGUGUGUAUUGUCCUCCUCCUGAUCAGAUGUCACGUCUUGAAAUUUUAAGCGUUCUCAGUGACUCUCUGCCUCUGAUGGACGAUGUCGACCUUGCUCACGUGGCAUCGGUAACUGACUGCUUUACUGGAGCAGAUCUGAAGGCUUUACUCUACAAUGCCCAGUUAGAGGCCUUACAUGGAAGACUGCUCUCCUGUGGGCAUCAGGAUAGAAGUUCCAGCUCAGAUAGUGACCUAAGUCUGUCUUCGAUGGUUUUUCUUAACCACAGUAGUGGCUCUGAUGAUUCAGCUGGAGAUGGAGAAUGUGGCUUAGAGCAGUCACUUGUUUCUCUCGAGAUGUCUGAGAUCCUUCCAGAUGAAUCAAAGUUUAAUAUGUACCGGCUCUACUUUGGAAGCUCAUAUGAAUCAGAACUUGGGAAUGGAACCUCUUCUGAUUUGAGCUCACAGGGCUUGUCUGCACCAAGCUCCAUGACUCAGGAUUUUCCUGGGGCUCCUGGGAAAGAGCCAUUGUUUUCACAACCUCCCGUGCUGAGGACAGCGUCACAAGAAGGGCACCAAGAGCUCACUCAAGAGCAGACAGAGCAACUGAGAGCAGAGAUCAGCAUUAUCAAGGGCAGAUACCAGAGCCACAGUGGAGAGGAUGAAUCCCUUAACCCACCAGGACCAGUCAAACCCAGUCUGGCUAUUAGUCAGUCUCAUUUAAUGACUGCGCUUGGUAACACAAGGCCGUCCAUUAGUGAAGAGGACUGGAAGGGUUUUGCUGAGCUGUAUGAAAAUUUUCAAAAUCCUAAGAAGAAAAAAAAUCAAAGUGGGACAAUGUUUCGACCUGGACAGAAAGUAACUUUAGCAUAA
Molecule: messenger RNA, 3840 nt
Organism: Chrysochloris asiatica (Cape golden mole)
Lineage: Eukaryota; Metazoa; Chordata; Mammalia; Afrosoricida; Chrysochloridae
Gene: PEX1
Product: peroxisomal biogenesis factor 1
Exons: 24
Coding region: 1-3840 (1279 amino acids)
Biological process (GO): protein import into peroxisome matrix
Cellular component (GO): peroxisomal membrane; peroxisome; cytosol
Molecular function (GO): ATP hydrolysis activity; ATP binding
Source: RefSeq, a predicted model, not a curated record